Messenger RNA from Penicillium waksmanii, 972 nucleotides. Its product is annotated as SMP-30/gluconolactonase/LRE family protein. Gene Ontology annotation, molecular function: calcium ion binding; gluconolactonase activity. Gene Ontology annotation, biological process: L-ascorbic acid biosynthetic process. The coding region runs from base 1 to 972 and encodes 323 amino acids. The transcript is spliced from 3 exons. The record is from RefSeq and is a predicted model, not a curated record. Lineage: Eukaryota; Fungi; Ascomycota; Eurotiomycetes; Eurotiales; Aspergillaceae.
AUGAGUGAACCCCUUGAAUCAAUCGAUGGCGGAAAGCCCUGGUAUUACUGCCCCGACCGCAUGGUCCUCGGCGAAGGCCCAAUAUAUCGAGCCAGCGACUCAACUCUACAUUGGGUGGAUUGUCUCUCGGAGCCAUCAAGACUCUACAUCCUCAAGGUAGAUCCCCACACUGGCGACGCGAUCGAAGACGUCCGUGUCCUGCCCCUCGAAGACAGCGUGACGGUGGCAUUCUUCCGGAAAGACCGACCCGGCAGUUACAUCGCCGCGUACUAUCAAGGAGUAUGUUUCCUAGAUGAGGCCACGGGAAAGUUUGAGGUCGUAAAGGAAAUCAUUCCCACAGACAAACGGGAUGAGCUUCGCUUCAAUGAUGGUGGCAUCGACGCACGUGGCCGGUUCUGGCUGGCUGAGAUCGAUAAGCGGGCGAUGGCAUUCGGGCCCAACCAACUUCCAGACUCCUAUGGAACACCCAAAGGCCGACUAUGGAGAUACGAUCCGGAUGGGAGCAUCCAUCUGAUGAUUCCCGAGGGAAUUGUCUGUGGAAACGGGCUUGCGUGGAGCCCAGACAACACGAUUAUGUACUUCAAUGACUCGGUCGCAAUGAUGGUGUUUGCAUUUGACUUCGAUUUGGAAACGGGAAAUAUCUCAAACAAGCGACUCCUUGUCGACAGACGCUCGUCCUAUGGAGAGCCAGAUGGGAUGGUGGUCGAUACCGAGGGAAAUCUCUGGAUAGCCGUGUUUGCAUCUCAUCGAAUUAUGGUCUUUAGCCCGGAAGGCAAACACUUGAAAGAUGUCGUGGUGAGGGCCAAGAACCCGGCCUGCACCACAUGGGGAGGAGUAAAUCAUGACAUUAUCUUCAUGGCAAGUGGAAAGGAUCGUACAGGAAAUCCAGAUCCUAAUGAUGAGGGUGGACAUAUGUUCAAAUACCAUCCUCAGGAUGCCAAAGGGUAUGCGAAAUUUGAGUUCGGGGGCUAG